Cannabis sativa is the source of this 1318-nucleotide messenger RNA. RefSeq lists its product as uncharacterized. NCBI's taxonomy places the organism in Eukaryota, Viridiplantae, Streptophyta, Magnoliopsida, Rosales, Cannabaceae. The coding region runs from base 117 to 1052 and encodes 311 amino acids. The record is from RefSeq and is a predicted model, not a curated record. The transcript is spliced from 4 exons.
AUUAUUUCUGCCUAUAUAAUCAUUACUUCUCUACCCAAAAACUCGAGUUGUGAAAUAAAAUCCCGUAUAUUUUCAAAAGCUUGAGUUCUUCUUCAUUCAACUUCUUUUUUUCGACCAUGGGAGGAGGAGCAGCUAUGAGAGCCGCUUCCAAGGUCGCCGGCGUUGGCGUCAGUGUCAUCAAUCAAGGCGGUCUUCGCGGCACCACGGUCGUUCCGCCUGUCGAGCAAUCUGUACGCAAUUCUUCAAUUCCAGUCUCCGCGAUCCUUACGUCGUCGUCUCAGACAGCCAAGGCUACGGCCGCUGACAUGGUGGGGAUCCAGAGGCCGGCGUGGGAGAUGAACGAUUGGGAGUUCGCCGGGGGCGAGGAUGAUAUGGUUAUGGCGGUGGGUGAACCCUUGCCGAGAGUUGUGUUUGAUGCGGUCCCUAGCUUCCAGGAAGCUAAGGAGGCCACCGUUGAAUUGAAAGACGCUUUAGAUAAGGUAUAUCUGUCUUCACCUAAAUCCUCUGGAUCUGAGGAACUAGCUGCUAGAGAUCAGGUGUCUGGUCUAUCUCUGUUUUCAAAUCCUGAGCUGGAGACUAAAUCUUGUCUUGUUGUUGACACUGUUAGAGGCCCUACUGUACCAAAUCAUGCUCUCAAGGCAUUUAAGCUUUUAAGUACCAGCACUGAAGCACAGAAUGUUGUAGCCUCCAUUGCCUGUGACCCCAAUGUCUGGAAUGCUGUUUUGCAAAAUCCUGUGCUUAAAGAUUUCAUGGAAUCAAACCAAUCCAUUGCUGACUUUCAAGAGCCAGUUUUUGGUGAGAGUUGUGAGGUUUCCUCUCCUGGGAGCCAGGAAGCUAAGGAUGGAAAUUGGUUUUUGGACGCACUGAAGAACGUAAAGCUUAGUGUGACUGAGAUGGUUAGCAGCCUUUCCGGUUAUUUUCAAAGCAUAUUUGGACCUUCUUCAGAUGCUAAGGGAGACGCCAAAGCAACUUUUGUUGAUAUGAGCCUUGGAGCAUCCUUCAUGGGAUUGGCGACCCUUGCUGUUAUGGUGAUUAUGCUCAGACGUAUUUAGUGCUGCUGGAUCUGUUCUUUUCUAAAACUUGUCGAGUUUACCUAUAUAUAAGUGGUUGUUUUUCUAAGAAGGGAUUUUUACCUUGAUAUUUGGAAACGUACCUUUCAGCUUUUGAAGAAAUGUAAAGCUCUGAUGAUGUCUGUCCAGAAAUUAGUUUACUAUAGCAAUCAGCUCUUUUGCUUGUAUUGAAUGACUGGUAUGAGACACUUGAAUAGUACCUAGUAUGCUUGCUUAUAUACAGAAAAUACUGAUUCCUGUUUGUGGAA